Molecule: messenger RNA, 5270 nt
Organism: Alligator mississippiensis (American alligator)
Lineage: Eukaryota; Metazoa; Chordata; Crocodylia; Alligatoridae
Gene: ITGAL
Product: integrin subunit alpha L
Exons: 30
Coding region: 653-4114 (1153 amino acids)
Biological process (GO): cell-matrix adhesion; integrin-mediated signaling pathway; cell-cell adhesion
Cellular component (GO): external side of plasma membrane; integrin complex
Molecular function (GO): integrin binding
Source: RefSeq, a predicted model, not a curated record
CUGGGGUUGCGGUUGGGGGUGGGAGCAGAGGGCCUGGGGGCCUUACCCCAGUGGUCCAGCAGAGAGCAUAGCGCCAGGCCCUAGGAGGGACCGAGGACCAGGUGACCGUAGCGACCGGUCAUCACGGAAAUCCUGGACCGGCGCUGCUGGACAGACAGACGGAUUGGCAGGACAGGGGGCUUUCCUCUCCGGGGGCCGAUCCCAUCCUGAUCCAUAGGCACCAGCCCCGGGGCGCUGUCCUCCUGCAGCGUUCAACUCGGCCGUUCCCCACCUGCUCCACCCCAGAGCUGGCCGCAUCGCGGCCCUCCCAGCUGCCCCAGGGGCCUUUCCCCUCCCAGGGGACCCCAAUCUGCGUCCCUCUGUAUUGACCCCUGGGACUUGGUGCCUAUAAAACCCACGUGACCCCAUGGACCGCGUGCCAUGCUGGGUACGUACAGCCCCGGACACAUCCCUGCCUUUGCCCUUGCCCCUGCCCCCCCGCCACCUGAAGCGGGGGUGAGAGAACGGAAGGAAGCUGCCCUGCUCCCCCCCCCGGCUCCCACGCAGGAACGAGCAGCGUGCAAAACCCGCUCCACCACUUCCCCGUGUGGUUCCUGGUACCGGGGCGGCCGCCUCCUGCAGCGCUCCGGGCGGCUCGGAGCCCGAGCGCGCCAUGGCCGUGCCGCUCGCCCUCUGCCUGCUCUUGCUGGGGGGGGCCCAGAGAGGUCCGGCCCCCACCCUUGGGUACAACCUCGACACGGCCCACCCAGUUGUCCUGGCUCCUGAUGUCGGCCCCAGCUUUGGGCACCAGGUCCUGCACUUUGGGAAUGACAGGCUGGUGGUGGGGGCCCCUGGGGACUACAACACCACGGGGCACCUGUACCAAUGCUCUGUCCCCACCAACUCCUGCGAGCCCCUCCUGGUGCCCGGUGAGCUCGAGACUCCCCACCUAGGCAUGUCCCUGGCCAGCGACGGCACACGGCUGAUGGCCUGCAGCCCCGGCUUGACCCAGGUGUGCGACCGGAACCUGUACCUGAGCGGGCUCUGCUACCUCUUCAACGGCAGCAGCCUCAAGGAUCCCCAGGAGAUCACGCCCGGAUACCAGCAGUGCCUGAAGGGCAAGGUGGACCUGGUCUUCCUGUUUGACGGCUCCAACAGCAUGAACGAGCGGCAGUUCAGUCUCAUCCGCAGUUUCAUGGUGGAGGUGAUGGAGAAACUGAAGAACAGCACCAUCCACUUCGCCGCGGUGCAGUUCUCCUCGGAGGUGAAGACAGAGUUUGACUUCACACAGUACAUGCAAAACCCCAAUCCCCGGGAACUGCUGAAGAACGUGAUGCACAUGAGGUGGCUGACAGACACCUUCAAAGCCAUCAAAUACGUGGCGGAUCACCUCUUCACCCCUGAGCACGGAGCACGAGAAGACGCGAAGCGCGUCAUGAUCAUUAUCACCGACGGGGAGGCUUCAGAUAAUGGAGAUGUCAUCGCUGCUGAGAAGAAAAAGAUCACGCGCUACAUCAUUGGGGUGGGCAAUAACUUUGGGAACAUCAACGUCACCCAGUUCCUGACAAAGUUCGCCUCCCAGCCCAGCAGCGAGUAUGUCAAGGUCCUGGACAGUUUUGAGAAACUCAGCGGGCUCUUCAAGGAGAUCCAGACCAAGAUCUACACCAUUGAAGGGACCAGCGAUAAAACCUCCUUCCACCUGGAGCUCUCGUCCAGCGGGUUCAGCUCCCACUUGUCCCAGGGGCAGACCCUGGUGGGGGCCGUGGGAGCUGAUGACUGGGCUGGGGGCUUCUUCGACCUGGAGGGUGACCCCGGCACCCCCAGCACCAAAGAAACCUUCGUAGCCAGUCCCAUGCAUAGCGAGGACAGCAAGGACGCUGCCUACCUGGGCUAUGCGAUGGCCAUGCUGCGGGGCGGGGGGCGGACGGUACUGGCUGCUGGGGCCCCCCGGCAUGGCCAUGUGGGACGGGUGACCCUCUUCCAGCUCAACCCCCAUGCCCGGCGUUGGAACCCGAUACAGGACAUCUCGGGGAAGCAGAUUGGGUCAUACUUCGGGGGGGCAUUGGCAGCCGUGACCGGGCAGGAAGCCGAGGAGUUGCUGCUGGUCGGAGCCCCGAUGUACAUGGGGCGGCGCCAUGGCGGGCGCGUCACCAUCUACCGCUGGGCCCAGGAACAGCUGAAGGAGGCAGGGCAGCUGGAGGGGGUGGUGGGACAGCUGCUGGGCCGGUUCGGGGCAGCGCUGGGGGCCGUGGGAGACCUGAACGGGGAUGGAUGGACAGACGUGGCCGUGGGGGCCCCACUGGAGGAUGAGGGGAGUGGUGCCGUGUACAUCUUCCACGGGGGCCAGCAUGGCCUGCACACCCCGCACAGCCAGCGCGUGAGAGCCGCAGACAUGGACCCGGGGCUGCAGUUCCUGGGGCAGGCGCUGGACGGUGGCACUGACCUGGAUGGGGACAAGCUCCCAGACAUCGCCGUGGGCGCCAGAGGACAGGUCCUCGUGCUCAGGUCCCGGCCCAUCGUGCGGGUCUUGCCAGUGAUGAGGUUCCAGAUGCCUGAGAUCCCUGUGCGCCAGGUCGAGUGCUCAGGAGAUGGCGGUGCCUGGAAGGACGUCGUCUUUGGCGUCUAUGUCUGCUUGAAUGUCACCCUCGACACACCCCAGUACCAAGACCCCAUCACAGCCAACCUGCGGUACCAGCUGGAGAUCGAUGCCGACCGCAUGAAGAGCCGCGGGGUCUUUGCCAACGGGAUGAAGAUCACAGAGGGGAACAUCACCGUCACCAGUGACACCAGCUGCACUGAGCAGGAAGUCCGCAUCGUGAACUGCGUGGACGACAUCAUCACGGGCAUCCGGGUCUCUCUGCGCUUCUUGCUGCAGGAGGAUGAGGGUGGCCUGGAUCUCUACCCUGUCCUCAACCCCCUCAUCGACUCCUCCUGGGCUGAGAUCCCCUUCGAGAAGAACUGCGGAGAGGACCACAUCUGUGAGGCUGAUUUGCACGUCAGGUUCAGCUCCGAUGGGCCACGUGACCUGUUGCUGUCACCCGUGGCCGAGCUGCGCCUGGCCCUGGACAUGUGGAACCAUGGGGAGGACGCGUACCAGGCUGUCCUGCACCUUCGCCACCCCCCAGGGCUCUCCUUCCGCCGCGCCACCGCCACCCAGGCUGGAUCCCAGAUCCGGGUGAGCUGUGACGGGGUGAAUACCCGUGACGUCCCGGACCUCAGGACUCUUCAGUGCAAUGUCAGCCACCCCAUCUUCUGGGGGUCCAGCCAGGUCCUAGUGGAGCUACUCUUUGAUGCUGCCCGCAACAGCUCCUGGGAGGAGUGGCUGAAAAUAGAGGCUACGGUCAGCAGCAACAACGACAAGAACGAGACCCUCCACUCCAGAGUGGCCACACUGCUGAUCCCCAUCCUGUACCCCAUCAACAUCAUCGCCAAGGGGCUGGACUCUUCCACCCCCUACGUGAAUUUUAUCAGCGAGGAACGUGGGGACCAACGUGGGGACCGGAGAGUGGAGCACGUGUACCAGGUGGAGAACCUGCUCCGGGAGGCCUGGCCCCAGCCAGAGAUGAUGGCCUUCGUGGUGCUGCCUCGGAGUCUUCCUGCCAACCUGGCCUGGAAGACCUACAGCGUCAGGAGGGACAGCAACGAAUCCUGCGAGCUGAAGCCGGAGAACAUGCCCUUCUUGUACAACAUCAGCCAGGACUGCCAUGUCUACGUCUGCCACCUAGGGCUGAUCCACUCUUCUGUCCACAUCUAUGUCUCCGGGGUCCUGGAGGCUCCACUGGUGAUCAAGAACUCAUCCCGCUCCCACAUCCACACGAUGCUGUUCUUGGACUUCAACCACAGCUGCUUCCGCCAGUGGAACAACGAGUUCACCCACACCAAGGUGCAGACGGAGGUAGAGCAGGUGUAUGUGAUGGAUUACCUGCCCGUGUACGUCGGCAGCAGCGUUGGGGGGCUUGUGCUGCUCAUCCUCAUCAUCAUCGUGCUGUAUAAGUGCGGCUUCUUCAAGCGCAGCUACAAGGACAGGAUGGAGGAGCAGGAGCCGGGUGCCAAGGACGGGCAUGGGCUUGGAGAUGGGGAUGAGGCCAAUGGGGGGAAGGAGCCCCUGGAGGAGGGAGACUUCACUACAGAAUGAUGGCACCAGCCCCAGCCCCUGGCCUGCCCCCGUCCCAUGCCCCAGGCUGCCCCCACCCCCUACCCCAGCGCAGAGAGAUGCCCAGGGAAGACUCCAGCCCUGCCAGGAGCCGCCAGUUCGAAUCCCUCUCCUGGUCCCAGGAGACUUGAGCCCUGGACCCUCAGGCUGGGCCAGGGAUGGGGCCCUUUGGGAGAGGUGCGGGGGCAGCGCUCCCCACUUCAUGCUCCCCACUCUUUAUUCAUCCCAGCAGCACCCGGUGCGCACACAGAGGGGCCGGGUGUCUGGGACACGGCACGCACACGGAGCACCCAGGUGUCUGGCACACACGUGGUGCCCAGGGCGCCAGGAGGCUCGGGCCCCCGCUAAGAACAGGGAACCCCCCAGCAGGGGGCAGCACUGCACAUACAGAUGUGAGCGCAGGCGUGCACAUGCACAAAGAACCCAGGUGUCCUGUGCCUAGCAUUCGGGACAUGGACACACGCACAUGCAGACACCCAAGCAUCUGAAACAUACACUCACAGAGCUCAGGUGUGCUGGGCGCGCACGUGCGCGCACACACACACACACAGAACCCGUGUUUUCCGAACCCCCGCACCCCCGCCGGGCAUUUGGGUCACGCACAAAACCCAAGCAUCUGGGACACACGUGCACCCUCCCUUCCUCCCGCACCCAGAUAUCUAAGACAUGCACUCGAAUGCAUGCACGCACCGACACACAAAACUUGGGUGUCCAGACACGCACACAUGGGUGCACAUAUGCAGAACCUAGCCCCCUGGGACACCCACAGAAGCACUGAACCCACAUGAAGCACCCCCCACCCCCAACCCAAGCUCUCGCCCUGCAAAGACUUUUGCUUUCUUCCCUGCACGCCCAGGCCCCUCCCUGUGCCCCCCGCACCUGGGGUGUUCCUAAGACAUUUCCCCCCUAGACCCAUGCUCCCUGCCCAGGGCAAGAGCCAGAGAUUGUGGCUGGGGUGGGGAAGGUUUAUUCUCAGGGUUGGAGCCACCCAGGUGCUGGGGGCUGUACAGAGCUCAAGCUCCAAAAGCGCAGCUUCAGUGUGGAUAUGAGUGGCCCCCACCAUGUGUGGGUGGUGCUGUGUGCCCGCCCCAGCAUGCAGGGCCCAGGCCAGAGGAUUAAACCAGCUGUAAUGCUUGGA